Messenger RNA from Nomascus leucogenys (northern white-cheeked gibbon), 891 nucleotides. RefSeq names its product lysozyme like 4 (gene LYZL4). The transcript is spliced from 5 exons. The record is from RefSeq and is a predicted model, not a curated record. The coding region runs from base 287 to 727 and encodes 146 amino acids. Lineage: Eukaryota; Metazoa; Chordata; Mammalia; Primates; Hylobatidae. Gene Ontology annotation, molecular function: lysozyme activity. Gene Ontology annotation, biological process: fusion of sperm to egg plasma membrane involved in single fertilization. Gene Ontology annotation, cellular component: sperm flagellum; acrosomal vesicle.
AGAAGAGCACGUAGUGGAGAACUCUUGGGUGCAGACAAGUGGAUGAUUAAUGAAGUAGCAUCUGAAAAACCCAGGGAACCAAAUGUAGGUGGAGCAACUUCCCUGCAACACACGUUGAAGCUGCUGCAGUGGCUAUUCUUCCCCUCCCCUUGGAAAGGCACCAAUAGCUGGCCUUUGGAAGGGCUGGUGGACUGUGCCCUUCUUUCCCUUCAGAGAACCAGUGUCCCUGUGACUCCGCCCACUCAUCUGGCCACCAUUGCCCUGAGCUGCCAGGAGCCUGGAGAAGAUGAAGGCAUCCGUGGUUCUCUCCCUCCUUGGCUACCUGGUGGUUCCAAGUGGUGCUUACAUCUUGGGGCGUUGCACAGUGGCUAAGAAACUCCACGAUGGAGGCCUGGAUUAUUUUGAGGGCUAUAGCCUUGAGAACUGGGUGUGCCUGGCCUACUUCGAGAGCAAGUUCAAUCCCAUGGCCAUCUACGAGAACACACGUGAUGGCUACACUGGCUUCGGCCUCUUUCAGAUUCGUGGCAGUGUCUGGUGUGGCGACCAUGGCAGGAACCGCUGCCACAUGUCAUGUUCUGCUUUACUGAAUCCUAAUUUAGAGAAGACAAUUAAAUGUGCCAAGACCAUUGUAAAAGGAAAAGAAGGGAUGGGAGCAUGGCCCACCUGGUCCCGGUACUGCCAGUACUCCGACACCCUGGCGCGGUGGCUGGAUGGUUGCAAGCUGUAGCCGCCUGCAUGGCCCCACAGUUGUGAAUGAAAGUGCUUUUCUGCUUGCUGCUUCAGUCAAUCCUGUUGAUGAUCUCACCACUUUAAAAGCUCCAGAUGGAAAAGGACAAAAGUUUGCUUCAUCCGGGGAUGCAGGAUGCAGAAUAAAUCAAACUAGUUACUCAA